AUUCUACAGUUUUUUUUUAUUUUAUCAUAGAUAGAUAAUAAGUUGAAAUCGAACACUUCCAAAAUGCCAUUCACGCCAGAAUUGCUGAUCAAGCAGUAUGUCUACCCGAUCUUCUUUGCUUCCAACCAAGAGGAACUGAUUUAUCGCAUGUGUUAUGGCACUGUCAUCUAUGCCAUCCUGACCCUGUUGCUGCCCACCCCUGCCCCUUAUGGACGGUACAGCAGCAGCAAAUUCGGCUUCGGAGUUCCUGUGCGGUGGGCAUGGCUCAUACAGGAAUGCCCCUCCUUCUUCGUGCCCUUCAUCCUGGCUGUGUAUGGAAGAAAGACAGCCUUCAAAGGGGUCGUCAACCAGUUCUGCCUGGGGCUCUUCGUCAUGCAUUAUUUCCAGAGAUCCUUCAUCUUUCCCUUGUUGAUGAAGAGUAGGAAACCAACGCCAUUCUUGCCGUUCUUCUUUGCCUUUUUGACGUGCCUUUAUAACGGAAUCCUCCACGGGCUGUAUUUUGUUAACUUCUAUCACUACAAGAAUGAAGUAUGGCUUUACAGACCCAAUUUCUAUAUUGGUGUUAUUAUUUUCCUGUAUGGUAUGAAGGUUAACAUGGGUGGAGACACAGCUUUGCGUAAUCUCCGAAGAGGAAGUGAAACAGGUUACAAAGUCCCAACGGGUGGUUGGUUUGAAAAAAUCUCUUGCCCAAAUUACUUUGGUGAAAUCGUAGAGAUGUGGGGUUAUGCAAUUGCCAGCCUGGCCCCCCCUGCCAUUGCUCAUGCCUUCUUCACCACUGUCUUUCUUUCAAGGAGGGCGCUUCAACAUCAUGAAUGGUACUUAAAGAAGUUUGAAGACUACCCCAAGGAACGCAAAGCUGUUAUACCAUACCUUCUGUAAAGUUGUCUAACAUUUCCUAACAUCUUUCACAUCACAUAUAUAAUUGAUAUAUUAAUAUAUGUAAAUAUAGGUCACUGUUAUAUAUUUGGAUCAUUAUUAUCUCAAUUUUAUAUAUAAACAAAUGAUAUUGCUCAGUGAUUCUACGCCAGGCAGAUUUUCAUAACAACAAAAGUAAUAGCUUUGGAAAAUGUGUUUUAUGAAAUUGCAAACUAUUCCAUUCAAACCACUAAGAAAAGGCAGAACAUCAGAAAUCAUUAUGGGCCUACAAAUGCCUUUCUUUUUUGUAAACUUAUUGUCUAGAAAUUAUAUAGUGUUUAGAAUAGAUGGCCCAAACCCCAGAAUGUAAUUUUUUCCUUUUAUAUAUUUAUGUAAAUUAACAAGCCUGUUUGGAUGAAAAAAUACUCUACUUUUUUCUACUACAUGCCUAUUUUUUAAUAUCUAAAGUUAUUCAUAAAAAUACCAAAAAAGAACAUUUAUGAUAUGAACAAUUAUUUUAUGAUUAUCAAGUUUAUUUGUAUUUCUUUGGUCAAAGGAUGUGACAUCCCCAAUACUCAGAUUUAACAGACUGUAAUAUAUAUAUACUGUAAAUUAAAUCAAUAUGCUCCAAAGGGUAAUAUAAUGCACAAUACAUAUGAUGCCUGUGUCAGUUUUACAUAUUAUUUUGGAAAUUUUCAUACAAAUUACAAAUAACCACAAGUACAAUUUAUCAAAAUGUUUAGUGAAGAUGAUAUUUUGGAGUUAUUGAUUCAGUGUCUAAAAAUUAAACUUUGAUUCUGUAAGAAAGAUCAACAAUAGUAGAUAUUAUAUGUCAUUAAGAGAAUGAUAUGAUCAGGAUCAGAUUCUCUUGUAAGUGAUGAGUGUAAAAAGUCCUGUGCACUUAUAGUCUGCUGGUUGUUAUAAACCAUAAUUUUGUGUGUGUUUCAGUGUGUGUUUGUGAUGUGAGCAUACAUGUGCUUGUGCAUGAGCGUGAGUGUGGGAGUGCUUCCAGUUAUAUAGUUUUCUGUGUGUAUACAUCUGUGUGUGCUGUAUGCAUGCAUGUGUUUAUAUUAUAGGCCUAUUUAUGUCACACAUCCACAAACUGCAGUGUAAUAUAUAAAAUACAAACACGUAACUUAAACCAAGUAGAAUAUCUCAGGCCAGAAAUGUACAAUGCACAUUGAUAUCAAAUGUUAUAUUGUAAUUUAUUCAAAGAUAUACAUAUAUAUAGUAAAAGCCAUUAAAAGUUGUUAUUACCUAUUACAUGUCAGUUGUUCAUAUAUUAAUACAAGAAAGAUCAUAUAUUGUC
Messenger RNA from Penaeus vannamei (Pacific white shrimp), 2164 nucleotides. Its product is annotated as 3-oxo-5-alpha-steroid 4-dehydrogenase 1. The record is from RefSeq and is a predicted model, not a curated record. Gene Ontology annotation, biological process: steroid metabolic process. Gene Ontology annotation, cellular component: membrane. Gene Ontology annotation, molecular function: 3-oxo-5-alpha-steroid 4-dehydrogenase activity. NCBI's taxonomy places the organism in Eukaryota, Metazoa, Arthropoda, Malacostraca, Decapoda, Penaeidae.